AUAAUGGGCGUGUUUCUCUUCACCAACAUGUCGGCGUAGAAGCUUCUAUAAAAACUUUACAGUCAAUAUUUAGUAAGUUGUGACGUAAAGCAAUUAGCAUUUGGAUGAAUAUGGUGUGUGAGCGUAGCGCAGACUUAGUCAAGCCUUUUCAGAUUGGUUUACUUUGUAAGUUUAUAAUUUUAGUAGUAUUUAUUAGCAUAAACGUCGCGGCUUCUGAAUGUGAAAGAAUCAGUCCAGAGAAAUGUCUCAUCUGGGGUCUAGGGCUGAAACCCGAGACGGUUUUACCAGUCCGCUACUUCUUUAUUCAGGCGGUCAGUUCAGAGGGAGUAAACCUGACUUUGUCUCCAGGUAAAGACACAUUUAAAGUGCAGAUAACCUCCCUGGACAAGAAAGAGCACAUCCGUAUCCACGUCCCUCCACCUCUGGACAGAGGAGAUGGGUCCUUCCUGGUGAGAUACCGGCUCUACGGCACAGCGCAGAGGGGUCUGAAGAUUGAAGUUCUCCACCAAGAUGCUGCUAUUGCCAAGUCACCCUACAUCAUGCAAGGUCCGGUCUAUCAUGAGUACUGUAACUGUCCUGAGCCCGAUGCCUCCGUAUGGCAGCGUGUCAUGCAGUGUCCUGCUGAAGAGCCUCAGAUUCUGGCAGACUUUAAACCCUUUCCCACAGUUGACCUGCAGCGCCUCAGACAGGAAGUUCCUCGCAGAUUCUCUAACAGAGGAGGUCUCAUUCACUACGCCAUCAUCAACAACCAGCUUUAUCGCCACACUCUGGGAAAAUACACCGACUUCAAGAUGUUCUCUGAUGAAAUGCUGCUCUCUCUAACAAGGAAGAUGAGGGUGCCUGAUGUGGAGUUCUACAUCAAUGUUGGUGACUGGCCAUUGGAGACAAGGAGGUCGAAUGCUGUUCCAGUCUUGUCGUGGUGUGGCUCUACAGACACCCAGGACAUUGUCCUUCCUACAUAUGAGGUCACACACUCCACCCUGGAGACCAUGAGAGGCGUCACCAAUGACCUGCUCUCUGUCCAGGGAAAUACAGGGCCUCCAUGGGCUAACAAAACAGAGAGGGCAUUUUUCCGUGGCCGGGACAGUCGAGCGGAACGUCUUCAGCUGGUCUCUCUGUCCAUGAAAAAUCCUGAGCUACUGGACGCAGGCAUCACAGGAUGGUACUUCUUCAGAGAUAGGGAGAAACAUGUAGGCAAAGCACCACUUGUUGGAUUCUUUGACUUCUUUAAGUAUAAGUACCAGGUGAACGUGGAUGGAACAGUGGCAGCGUAUCGUUUUCCUUAUCUGAUGCUCGGGAACAGUCUGGUUCUUAAGCAGGACUCACAGUAUUAUGAGCAUUUCUACAGCUAUUUAAAGGCAGACACUCACUACAUUCCUGUGAAGAGAAACCUUUCAGACCUUUUGGAGAAAAUCAAAUGGGCCAAAGAGAAUGACGCUGAAGCACAAGACACAGCCAGAAUGGGUCAGGCAGUGGCUAGAGAGCUACUGCAGCCCAGCAGACUGUAUUGUUACUACUACAGAGUGCUGCACAUGUACUCAGAGCGACAGACAGGACAGCCCACACGACAUUCAGACAUGGAGCUGGUGCCUCAGCUAGACAACCACACUGCUGCGUGCACAUGUGAGCGUAAAAGCCACAAAGAAGAAACCAACAUGAAAGAUGAAUUAUGAUGGAAUCUGUCUUUAGUCUUUAAUUAUUGUCAUUUUUUCUCCUAAUCGUUCCUGAAAAAGAGUUAAAAUUAUUUAAUGUUCCUGAUGCUAACAAUAAAAUGGGAAUUUCACAGUUAAAUUUAAACAUUACAGUUAGUUGCUUUAACUUUGAACAGUAAAGGAAGUUGUAGGACAUUUACAAAAAAAAAAAUUGUCCUCAGCUUUUCGAGAUGAAGCAGCAGUACAAAAUUAUAAUGCCACUCUUUUUUUGUGUUGUAGUGUUGUUUUGUACCUUCUGUAAAGCUCUGGUUAGUAAUUCGAGAAAGUGAAGAUAUAAUUACAGUUUUGUAAAUGUGCCUUUGCAUUGGAUUUUUGUAUACAGUAUUAUCCUGAAAUAAAUAUGUCUUUAAAUAAA
Messenger RNA from Xiphias gladius (swordfish), 2067 nucleotides. It is a transcript of the gene poglut3, whose product is annotated as protein O-glucosyltransferase 3. The record is from RefSeq and is a predicted model, not a curated record. Gene Ontology annotation, cellular component: endomembrane system. NCBI's taxonomy places the organism in Eukaryota, Metazoa, Chordata, Actinopteri, Istiophoriformes, Xiphiidae. Gene Ontology annotation, molecular function: protein binding; glucosyltransferase activity. Bases 105 to 1673 code for a protein of 522 amino acids. The transcript is spliced from 6 exons.